CAUCCAGCAAUCGAGCUCACGUACGCAAGCGUCCCUUUAGCUUCAUACAACCCCGGGCGUGCCUGAUUGAUCAUCAGCCUGCUGCCUUUCCUUUAUUUGUCAAUUAGUUUUGAUUGAUACUUAACGAUUGAUUCUGGAUUUGAUCUUGAACUCGAAAUUGAGAUUCGUCAAAGAAAUCGAAUUAAACUCAGAAUUCAACGAAUUAGAUCGAUUUCCAUAUUCAUUCACGUUUUAAUCUUUCACCGGAAUCCAAUUCAUAUUGAUACACCAAUUGAUUCGAUAUUACGCGUCACAUCGUUGUCGUCGACCCGUAUUCAUCAUUGAUCUACUAUUUGCUAAGACACCAACGUAAUUAUUAAAAAUAUAAAUCAUUCACAAUAUAGUCAACGUCAACAACAAUCAGCAUCAACUUCAUCAGCUCCAACGUCAUCAAGACUGACAACAUAAUCAACGCCAUCUAACAAUCGAAACAACAUCGUAAUUUCAUCACUUUUCAUUAAUUAAAUCACAAUGAGCUCAGACAAUCUCAACAUUCCUGGUUCUGGAACUAAGAAACCCAAGAACCUCCACAUCGCCCACCGGCGGCUGCCUUCGGAAUUGACAACGUUGAUGGUGGAACAGUACAAUCUCCAGCGACAAUUGGAACAAGUCCAGGCACAACAGAAGCAGAUUCUCCAGCAGCAACAAUUGGCUCAACAGCAAUACGCUUAUCCACCACCACAACAGCAGAUUCAACAGCAAUCCCAACAGUCACAAUCUUCAGAACUCAUGCCACCUCCUGGUUAUCGUUCUCACCUGAGAUCAUCGUCCACUAAUGCACACAGAAGAACUGGCUCUUCGUCCAACAACGCAGCGCAGGGCCACAACAGAAGACAUUCGCUUGGUUUGAACGAAGCCAUCAAAGCAGCUGCAAACCAGAGGCAGACCAACAGAACUUCUUUGAGCCCAUCGACAACUACACCUUCGUCUUCUGGUGGAAACGAUGACAUUGUUUCUUUCAAAUUUCCACCACCUCCGUCCAGCGAUGAUUCUGAAUCGCCUUCGUCGUCUCAUUCUCGUUCCAGGUCUCUAGCUUAUGGCCAACAAUCGUUUAAGUUCCCUGCAUCUAACUCUUCGGACAACUUGUUGCCUCCCACUCCUAACUUCUCGAUCGGCCAGAGUCCCGAACGAGGCCAUCAGAGACGAGGAUCUCACUACAGAAGUGGAUCCCGCAACUUUGAUGCCAAUGGUAUCAACUCAAACUGGAGAGCUCAGCAAGGAGCCAGUUCAGCUGGCAACAGUAGUAACACUUCUCUGCUAGAACCACCUCAGGCGUCAUUUGUUCCUGGUCACAAGCCUCGUAACAGCUCGUAUGGAGGUUCUGUUUCUUCUUUGUCGCACUUCUUGCCUGGAUCUGGUGGUGGAAAUCACGGAAACACUGCUAACAAUGGCCGCAAGUCUCUUUUCGCUCCUUAUUUACCCCAGUCGUCUUUGCCAGAGUUGAUUAGCGAUGGUCGUUUGGUUACAGGUACGUUAAGAGUUAACAAAAAGAACAGAUCAGACGCCUAUGUCUCAACGGAUGGUUUAUUGGAUGCUGAUAUCUUUAUUUGUGGCUCAAAAGAUCGUAACAGAGCCUUGGAAGGCGACUUAGUAGCUGUAGAGUUGCUAGUGGUCGACGAGGUUUGGGAUUCCAAGAAAGAGAAAGAAGAGAAAAAGAGAAGAAAAGACAACACGUUGAAUUCCAGACCAUUGAAUGACGAUAUCCACAAUGAUGCUACUUCUGCACCUUCGAACGAGAGUGGAAGUACCCCAGGUACAUCCUUAGAAGAUGAAAACGACAGCAAUGAGGGGUCUGGUUUGGCUAGAAGAGGCUCGUUGAAACAAAGACCCACCAUGAAGAAGAAUGACGACGUAGAGGUAGAGGGCCAGUCGUUAUUAUUGGUGGAAGAAGAAGAGAUCAAUGACGAUGUCAAGCCGUUGUAUGCUGGCCAUGUAGUUGCAGUUGUAGACCGUAUUCCUGGGCAAUUAUUUGCUGGUACAUUGGGCUUAUUGCGACCAGCGCAAGCCGCCCAGGCUGCAUUGGAUAAGAAAAGCGGUAAAGAAUCUUCGGUACAGACCCCCAAGUCUCCCAAGAUUGUUUGGUUCAAGCCUACGGACAAGAAAGUGCCCUUGAUCGCCAUUCCUACGGAACAAGCACCCAGAGAUUUUGUAGAGAAUCACGAAAAGUAUGCCAACAGGUUGUUUGUGGCCUCAAUUAAGAGAUGGCCUAUUACAUCGUUGCAUCCUUUCGGUACUUUAGUUAGUAGGUUGGGCAAGAUUGAAGACCCCAACACUGAGAUUGAUUCCAUCUUGAGGGAUAAUAACUUUUUAUGUGACGAGUAUCCCGAUGAUUAUUCAGAUCCUUCGUCCAACGUCUAUGACUUACCCAGCACCGAAGCUGAAUUGUCCAAUCCCGAUAGAAUCGAGUACUUAAACGAUUACAUUAUUGCAUUUACUCAGAAUGGUACGUUUGUGGACCAUGCUUUGCAUGUCAAACGACUUUCUAAUACCAGAAUUGAGUUAGGUUUCCAUGUGGUUGAUGUAUCUUACUACAUCAAGCCCGGUUCGACUUUGGACCGGAAAUCCAAGAAAAGAUCGUCUUCUGUGUUUUUGCCUCAGAAGAUCGCACACUUGUUCCCUGAGCAGGUAAACGAAGUGCUCUCCUUCAAAGAAAAUGAGCGUAAUUUGGCUCUUUCUGUAGUUUUUGAGAUCGACACUGCCAACUUUGAAGUUGAGGACUUGUACAUUCAUGAGUCUAUCGUUGUUCCCAAGCAGUUGGUGAGCUACGAUGCCUUCGACUCGAUUUUAGAAGGUACCCCAAUCGACAGUAUCUCUUCGGCUACCUGCGAUUAUAUAAAGACUUUCAGUUUGAUAGCUAAAGAGUUCCGUCGGCAGAGGUUGGAUAACCGUGAGUUAGGCAUAACUCCAAACUUGACAUUGUUGGACCAAUUGGAUGAUGAGAAGGUACGUUUGAACUUGAAUAUUUUCAAGGACAGUUUAGCCUACGACAUCAUCUUUGAAAUUUCACACAAGGUCAAUAAUGCUAUAGCUGCCAAGGUGCAUGCUGGUUUGGGUGAACAGGCGCUUUUGCGUCGUCAUCCUUUGCCUACGUUGCAGAAGAUGGAGACGUUUGUGAGAAAGGCCACAAAUUUGGGCUUCAAGAUUGACACCACCACUUCGUCGACCUUGCAAAAGUCGAUCUUGCUGAUUGAAGACCCCGUCAAACGCAAGUGCAUAGAGACGUUGUUGUACAAGUGUAUGUCCAGAGGUAAAUACUAUGUUGCUGGAAAGCAGGAUCCCGAUUCCUAUGGUCAUUACUACUACAAUCUUCCUCUUUACACUCACUUCACGGCUCCUUUGAGAAGAUAUGCUGACUUGAUAGUCCAUAGACAAUUAAAGGCCGUGUUGAAUAAGGUUGAAGAGGAAAAGGAUUUGGAUUCUUUGAAGGCUACUGCUGAUUACUGUAACUUCAAGAAGGACUGUGCUGCCAACGCACAAGCCCAGGCAAUCCAUUUGUUGUUAUCACAGACAAUUAACGAAGUCAGCGAGAAUGCUGGUCAGUUAUUGUGUAUGGGAACAGUACUCCAGGUUUAUGAAUCAUCUUUUGAUGUGUUUAUACCUGAGUUGGGAGUUGAAAAGAGAGUCCACGGCGAUCAACUUCCUUUGGUGAAGGCCGAGUUUGACAAGGCUACACGCACUUUGGAGUUGACCUGGGAGAAAGGCGUAGAUUCUGCCACAUACAUUCCUGCGGAUGAGCAAUCGUCGUUGUCGUACAGAAACUCAAUCAAGAACAAGUACAGAACUUCAGCAUUACAAGCAGCCAAGUUACAGAAUAAGACUCUUUUGGAAAAGAACAAUGUGACAACUGACUCCAUCAUCGAGAAGUUGGCCAGAUUGAACUUGGAACCUCCCUCUUUGUCUAUUCCAGCAUUGAAGAGUAGUAGUGGAACCAGCGAAAACGAACCAACACAAGGUAAGGAAUCUACAAGAUCGAUGCCUUCUUCGCCUACACAGUCUGAGUUCCCCAAGAACACCAGGACAAACUCAUCUUCUCUCCUCCAGAACGAUGCUUCGGCCGACUCCUUCAACGGAUUGGCUCCAUACUUACAAGACACCAUCACGAGACCGGGCAAUGUUCAAGUCAUUAAGGAGUUGAACCAGGUCCCAGUGUUGAUCCGGGCCGAGAUCGGCAUGGCACUCCCAUGUUUGACGGUUCGUGUCUUGAAUCCAUUUGCAGAGGAACAAUAGUACUCCCAUUGACUUUGUAAUAUUUUUCUACUUACACGACUUGAUGAGUUUCUUUCAAAGUGCUUUCAAUUUAUUUAUUGUUUCCACUUAUUCGUUUUCAGCAUCUCUAACAAUAAUCAAACUUUAAUAAAUAAUGCGGUAUUAUGAUAAAGUAGU
Molecule: messenger RNA, 4422 nt
Organism: Scheffersomyces stipitis CBS 6054
Lineage: Eukaryota; Fungi; Ascomycota; Pichiomycetes; Serinales; Debaryomycetaceae
Gene: SSD1
Product: mRNA-binding translational repressor
Exons: 4
Coding region: 511-4266 (1251 amino acids)
Biological process (GO): mRNA catabolic process
Cellular component (GO): exosome (RNase complex); P-body
Molecular function (GO): RNA binding; 3'-5'-RNA exonuclease activity
Source: RefSeq, a predicted model, not a curated record